AUGGCGUCAAACAGUAUAUUAUUUGUGAUAUGGUGUGAUGGUAGCAUCAUAAACUCCCCCCGUGGAGUUGAAUAUUUGGGGGGUAGAUAUGUUCAUGUACCGAUUAAUGGAAGAAUAAAUUUUGGGGAGUUGGCCGAAAUCUGUAGAACGACAGUAUCUACUAGUGUGAGCCCUCCGGAGGUCACGAAAAUUUAUUUUCGGCUACCUCAUGUUGAAAGGUAUGAGAUAUGUUCAUACUCGUUGUUCGAAGUGCAAGAUGACCAAAACGUAUUUGCGAUUCUGAACCAGACAGCUCGAAUGCCGACGUUGAACGUGUUAGAGUUCUACGUGGAGUAUCAUAUUUCGGCUUCUAAUGAAACUUCGAUGCAACUAGAUUUAUGUUCUAGUGAGUCUGAGAGAGGCAGUGUGGAAGAGGAAGAAGACGAGCACUAUGAUAGUGAGGAAGAGGAUAUGGAGGAUAUUCUAAUCGCUGAAGAACCAAGUAAUAUUACACAAUACCAGUCUCAACUUCCGCAACACAUACGAUGUGUCGAUCUCAGUGACUUUGAUGUGGACGAGACAUGGGAAGCGCCGAACAUUGAAUGGCAGCGUGGGAUGGAAUUUCAAACCGGGAUGAUUUUCUCGAGUCGAUUGGUUGUGCGAACAUGUGCCAUUACUUAUUCGGUUGAUAAUGGACGAGAGUUUCAGAGUCACCGGACAACAAAAACAACACUGGUCCUAGUUUGCAAGCAUCGAAAAAUGUGCAAUUGGUGGCUGCGGGCCACCCUGCUCCAGAAAACCAACACAUGGACGCUGACGAAAUAUAUCGGGCCACACAAAUGCGAUAUGCUAGCGUCAACUCGUAACCACAGAAAUUUUGGAAUUAUUCAAAUUGCCGAUUUUAUUAAGACUCAAGUGUUGGGGCAGCGUGAUAUUCGGAUUAAGACGCUUAUGGCAGGGAUUUUAGAAUCCUUAGGACUGGCCCUUCCAUAUAAGCGGGUGUGGUAUGGAAAGGAGAGAGCAAUUAGCAGCGUCUACGGGGACUGGGAAUAUAACUACACGCAAAUCACGAAAUUCAUGGAUAAUGUGGUCCUCGUGAAUCCUGGAUCCUUCUGGCAUGGUGAAGGCCGCCUAACUGAUUGCGGUGGGGUGCAAUGUAGAAUUUUCAAAAGAAUGUUUUGGACCUUCUUUCCGAUGGUUGACGGAUUUCCAUUUUGCAAACCAGUUCUAUUCAUCGACGGGACGCACUUAUAUGGUAAAUACAAAUUGCAUAUGUUGAUAGCGUCGGCGGUAGAUGGCAACAACCACAUAAUCCGGAGUGCUUCAGUGACCCGAAUAGAGAAUAUUCAUCCGCGCAUUCGAGAGGAAGUAAUGCGGACAGCACUAGGACCCUUCAUUACUAUGCGGCAAUACACCGUAGACAUGACUCUGGUGACUGCAUUAGUUGAGCGGUGGAAGCCGGAGACCCACACAUUUAUGUUUCCUGAGGGGGAGCUCAAGCUUACAGUCAGAGGCAAGCUUACAGUUUCGGGGGAGCUCAAGCUUCCAAAACACUUUUAG
Mercurialis annua (annual mercury) is the source of this 1539-nucleotide messenger RNA. RefSeq lists its product as uncharacterized. The coding region runs from base 1 to 1539 and encodes 512 amino acids. The transcript is spliced from 3 exons. NCBI's taxonomy places the organism in Eukaryota, Viridiplantae, Streptophyta, Magnoliopsida, Malpighiales, Euphorbiaceae. The record is from RefSeq and is a predicted model, not a curated record.